This is a messenger RNA of Ziziphus jujuba (common jujube), 1554 nucleotides long. Its product is annotated as putative late blight resistance protein homolog R1B-17. The record is from RefSeq and is a predicted model, not a curated record. The coding region runs from base 1 to 1554 and encodes 517 amino acids. The transcript has a single exon. Lineage: Eukaryota; Viridiplantae; Streptophyta; Magnoliopsida; Rosales; Rhamnaceae. Gene Ontology annotation, biological process: defense response to other organism.
AUGUGGUCCAGUUUUGUGGGCAAUGUCAGUCGCUUCCUCUUUGAGGAUCGAAACACUUGCUUUGAUAUCCUUGCUCUAAGCUACAACCAGUUGCCGCGUGAAUUGAAAUUAUGUUUUUUAUAUGUUGGAGUCUUCCCCGAAGAUUUUGAAAUCCCAGUCAGGCAUUUAACUCAACUCUGGAUUGCCGAGGGAUUUAUACCUGUUCGAAAUGGCAUCAACAGAAAGCUGGAGGAAGAUAUGGGUAUUGCAGAGUUGUACCUGGCGGAGCUGAUCGAUCGAAGUCUGAUCCAAAUAGCAAGAAGAAGAAGUGAUGGAGGAGUGAAGACGUGUCGUAUCCAUGACCUGAUAAGAGACUUUUGUAUAAAUGUGAGCAUGGAGGAGAAACUUUUUGAGGUUCAUGCGGAUGCUGAUCUUCUUUCAUCAUCAUGUAAUAAUAACACCAUCAAGGCUCGAAGACUUUCCUUUCAAGGUAACAUUUCUCAUAGCACUUCCUCUGCCACCACUUUGGGUUCGUUAUCUAUUCGGUCUGUGUUGUCAUUUCAUGUAAUAGAGGAGUAUAAUUGUAUGAAGUACUUGGAAUGGAUUUUGAAACACUUUAGGUUUAUCCGUGUGUUGUCUCUUGAGAAAUUUCCCAGCGAUAGCUCUAUUAUUCCUAAGGGAAUAGAAAAGCUAAUCUUUCUAAGAUACCUUCGGAUAUCAUCCAGUGAUGAUGUCAGCAUAUUUAUAAAAUCAAUUCCAUCAUCCAUAUGCAAGCUUUUGUAUCUAGAAACAAUUCACAUAAGAGGUAGAGUUGAGAAGCCUUUGCCAAAGAGUAUAUGGAUGAUGAAGCAAUUAAGACAUUUGAAUGUUACUCGUGGAUUGGGAUUGUCGAAUCCUUGGUCUUGGACAACAAAAUUAUUAGGUGAUGAUGAUCACGCUUUAAGCAAUCUUCAAGUGCUUUCCAAUCUAACUGUUAGUCCGACAACUGAGCUUCUCUUUUCAAAGUCUUCAUUAUUCCCAAAUCUAAGGAAACUCCAUUUAAUUUUUGAUCAUCCCAAAUAUUCUGACGCCUCAAAAAUAUUGGCAAGCCUACAGGGUUCUAAUAAUUUCCAGAACCUAAAAACCUUGAAACUGGAAAUUCUCAAAUUUGGGCACGCUUUGGAUUUGUUCCCAUCGGUACUCACCAAGAUAACCUUUAUGGAUUGUCGCUUGGACUCUGACCACGUUAAGAUUCUUGGAAAACUUCCCAACUUAAGGAUCCUAAAGAUCAGUUUUUAUAGACUUCCCGAUAAAUCACGAAUGCUUUCUGUCAUGGCGGGUGAAUUUCCGCAAUUGGAAGCGUUUCAAAUGAUUAAUUGUUUUGGUAUUGAAAGGUGGGAAAUGGAGAUGCAUGCAAUGCCAAACCUUCAGCGUUUGGUAAUCAAGGGAUGUUAUGGUUUAAGAAGUCUGCCACAUCAACUCUGGAGUUUGACUCACCUGCGACUGGUAGAGGUAUCCGGCAGUAUCUCAGAAGAGUUGAACAAGGAGCUCAAGGAAUUAAAGAUGAAGGACGGAUGCAAGCUCAUAAUAUCUUAG